This is a messenger RNA of Mauremys reevesii (Reeves's turtle), 2423 nucleotides long. RefSeq lists its product as uncharacterized. Lineage: Eukaryota; Metazoa; Chordata; Testudines; Geoemydidae. The transcript has 2 exons. The record is from RefSeq and is a predicted model, not a curated record. Bases 602 to 1414 code for a protein of 270 amino acids.
AGGCACUUUCUGUUUGAAAAUUUCAGCCUGAAAGGUGUGUGAGCAAAUGAACUUAAUCUCUCAGUAGGGUCUGUAAUCGCCUGUUUAGAAUGCAGAACUUUUGGAGAAUAUAGCCUUUGUAAUACUUUGGAAGAAAAUGGUGGCAGAUUAGCACAUUAUUGCUUCUCUGCCUCUUAGAAAGCACAGAACAGAUUUGAAAUGGGAAUCCACUUGUUGGAGACAGAUUUCUGUGGCCUUCGUCUUAGUCAGCACUGGGGGGUCAGCGAGAGCUAGUGACCUGCUUUCAAAUGGUAAAGCACCUGGAGCAGGUGCUAUACCAGCAGAAGGCUGCAUGGUUGGAGGCUUGCACGUGGCUCUGAAACUGACUGAAUAUUUCCAGUCAAUGUGGACUCGAGGAACUAUACUCCAGGAGUACAAGAAUGCAUCCAUCAUCCACUUGUACAAGUGGAAAGGUAACAGAUAAUCCUGCAACAGCUAUCAGGGAAUCUGCUUGUUGUCCAUAGCUUGCAAAAUUCUGCUGAAUCACCUUGUGCAACACACUGAACAAGGGCUUCUGCCUGAGAGUCAUUGUGGCUUCAGGAAAGGACAUGGGACCAUAGACAUGGUGUUUGCAGCUCAUCAACUUCAGGAGAAAUGCCAGGAACAGAACCCCAACCUGUGUAUGACUUCCACUGACCUGACAAAAGCAUUUGAUACAGUCAGUCGUGAGGGCCUUUGGAAGAUCAUGGCAAAAUUUGGUUGCCCGGAGAAAUUCAUCACAAUGGUUUGGCACUUCCAUGAUGGCACGCUCACUUGCCCUAUGGACGACGGUGAGUCAGCUGAACCAUUCCCAGUCACCAGUGGAGUCAAGCAGGGCUGUGUGUUGAUCCCAGCCCUCUUCAGUAUGAUGUUUUCUGCCAUGCUUAUAAAUGCUUUUUGUGACUGCGACACCAGAAUUGGCAUCAGAUACUGGACUGAUAGCAAGCUCUUCAAUCUGAGGAGACAACAGGCAAAAAUGAAGGUACAGGAAGUGACUGUUCAUGAUCUUCUGUUUUCUGAUGACUGUUCCCUGAAUGCCAUAUCUGAGUCUGACAUACAGUGGAGUCUGGACUAUUUCUCUUCAGAUUGUGACAAUUUUGGCGGACUAUGUGCAAAUGUGGGGGAUUGUAGAGGCAUUAGUCAACAAACAAAACUGAAGGUCUACAAAGCCAUUGUGCUGCCAACUCUGAUGCAUGCAUGCAAAACCUGGAUGGUAAACAGAUGCCAUGCUAUGAAGCUGAAUCACUUUCACACAGGCUGUCUGAGGAAACGGAUGAGGAUAAGAUGGCAAGACAAGGCUCCAGAUGCUGAGGUUCUCAUAUGGGCAGGUAUUUCAAGCAUCCAUACUCUAUUGAUAAAAUCACAGAUGAGAUGGGCAGGCCAUGUCACCAGAUGAGCGAUUGCCAAAGAUGAUCUUUUACUGCAAGCUAAAGGAGGGAAAGCGCUCUCAGGGAGGCCAGAAGAAACGAAGCCUCAUCUGUACUGGAGCUACAGCCUAUGAGCAGAUGAGAACUGCUGAGGCAGAGCAGCAGUGCCAGCAGCAUAAAUCUCACAACAGCAGACUGUCUGCUGUUAAUGAAGUAACCCAGAGUAGCAUCUCUUUUUUGGUGUGCCACAGACAAUUCAGAGCUCAAAUUGGCCUGAUCAGCCACUCACGUGGUCACAGGAACCAAACCAAUCAGUGAUGUCAUGGUACUCUUCAAACUCAAAGGACAAACAACCACCAACCUGAGAAGCUUUGGAUCCAGAGCUGUACUUCCCAACAGCAUAAAGAUACUCAAAUCCAUCUCUUGUAUUGAUUAGCUCAGGCAUAUGCCUCCUCAGCGGUUACAGUAAUCAGGAGAAUAAGAUUUGAUGUAUAAUAAACACCCUUAAGACAUUUCUUUGUGCUCUUUGGUUGCACAGAAACAGCCUCUAAAAAUUGUCUUGGCUAUUUUUAUCUCUUUCCUCCAAGAUAAUCAGAAGAAUUUGAAACUUGUUAGAGAAUAGUAUUAGGCCAUCUUUUCUUUAUAAUUAAGUGACAAUAUUUUAUGCCAAUGCCAAAAGGUAAACUAAGUGGUUCAAAUACAAUAACAAAUUACCCCAAUCUCAAACUAAACCAAACCUUAGAUUUGAGAUUUGAAAUUGUUUGGCUAAAUGAUUUUUUUGCCCAUUAUUUUUCAUUUUCACGCACACCUGCUCUUCCUAAUUAUGGCCAGGACAGCCCAGGAAGGGUCAUGAUAUGGAGAGCCUUCUGUUUUGAGAUUUCCAGGCUAACAAUAUAGACCCAAGGGGUUAAAUGGGCAUCUGAGCUUUUGGGUCUUUAUCCCAAUAGACCAUUUUAUUUAAAAAAAAACAAAUUGAAUCCAUCUCUGCCUAAAACUACCUAAAUCUAGUUAACUUGCAUUUUCAUUUUUCUUCUUGUA